CUUCCUCGCGGUCCCGUGCUCCCUUUCCGUUGCCUCGACGAUAAACAAAAGUAAACAACAGUUUGGCCGCCCCGCCCCCUUGGGCUCGAUUUCUGCUGGAAGCAACCGCCACUUGAACUCUUUCUCCUCUCUCUCUGUUUGCCAAAAUUCUCGUACAAUCAUGUAUACGAAUAAUAGUGGUAAUAGUAGUGAAGGUGAAGUUGAAGUGAAGAGACUGUUUAUAGGAGCAGGUUGCAACAGAAUAGUGAACAACGUCUCGUGGGGAGCCUGUGAUUUGGUUUCUUUCGGUGCUCAAAAUGCCGUUGCUAUUUUCUGCCCCAAGACUGCUCAGAUUUUGAUUACUCUUCCCGGUCAUAAGGCCUCCGUCAAUUGCACCCACUGGAUUCCAAGCAAUAAGUUUGCUUUUAGAGCAAAAUACUUGGAGCAGCAUUUUCUGCUCUCUGGAGAUGCUGAUGGUGCCAUUAUUCUAUGGGAAUUAUCUCUUGCGGACAAAAAGUGGAGACAAGUGUUACAAUUGCCAAAAUCACACAAGAAGGGUGUUACGUGCAUCACUGGAAUCAUGGUUUCUCAAACUGAAGCAAUCUUUGCAUCUACUUCUUCUGAUGGUGCAGUUUAUAUAUGGGAACUAAUCCUCCCUUCUUCUACUGGAGGUGAAUGCAAAUUGUCAUGUCUAGAGACCCUCUUUGUUGGUUCAAAGCCUAUGGUGUCUCUGUCAUUGGCAGAAUUACCUGGAAAUUCUGGGUAUAUAGUCCUUGCAAUGGGGGGACUAGAUAGCAAGGUUCAUCUUUACUGUGGAGAGAGGACUGGAAAGUUUAUUCAUGCUUGUGAGUUAAAAGCACAUACUGAUUGGAUCCGGAGUUUGGACUUCUCAUUACCUAUAUUUAUGGAUGGUGAGGCAAAUAGCAUUCUGCUAGUAAGUUCGUCUCAAGACAAAGGCAUACGCAUAUGGAAGAUGGCUUUAAGGGGUUCCAUAGCCAGUGAUGAGGGUACAUGCAAGAAAGAGGAAAUAAGUCUGGCAUCUUACAUUGAAGGUCCUGUACUCGUAACUGGCUCAUCCUCUUAUCAGAUAUCAUUAGAAUCUCUUCUAAUUGGACAUGAGGAUUGGGUGUACUCAGUAGAGUGGCAACCCCCUUCAACUGAAUCUGCCGAAGGGACUACCUAUCAUCAACCUCAAAGCAUUUUAUCUGCUUCAAUGGACAAGACCAUGAUGAUAUGGCAACCUGAAAGGAAAACUGGUAUCUGGAUGAAUGUGGUCACUGUUGGGGAGUUGAGUCAUUCUGCUCUAGGGUUUUACGGGGGUCACUGGAGCUCAGAUGGAAAAGCAAUUUUAGCACAUGGAUAUGGUGGAGCUUUCCAUAUGUGGAAAAAUGUUGGUGUCAACAUGGAUAAUUGGCAACCAGAAAAGGUUCCAUCUGGGCACUUUGCUGGAGUGACAGACAUUGCUUGGGCCAUGUCUAGUGAAUACAUAUUAUCAGUUAGUCAUGACCAGACAACUCGUAUUUUUGCCCCAUGGAAAAAUGAAGCUUCGUCUCCAAAUAGGGAGUCCUGGCAUGAAAUUGCUCGCCCUCAAAUUCAUGGUCAUGACAUUAACUGUGUCUCCAUCAUCCAAGGAAAGGGGAACCAUCGAUUUGUUAGUGGGGCAGAUGAGAAAGUUUCUAGAGUUUUUGAAGCUCCUUUAUCUUUUUUGAAGACAUUGAAUCAUGCCACUUCUCAUAGGUCUACUUCUCCUGAAGACCUCCAAGUAGAUGUUCAGAUUUUGGGUGCGAAUAUGUCUGCUCUUGGUCUGUCACAAAAACCUAUUUACGUGCGGUCUCUGCAUGAGACUCUAGACAGAAAUAUGAGCGGUGGUCUUGACACCCUUGAAAGCAUUCCUGAUGCAGUUCCAGUUGUAUUGACGGAACCUCCCAUUGAAGAUCAACUGGCAUACAAUACUCUAUGGCCAGAGUCUCACAAACUUUAUGGUCAUGGAAAUGAGUUGUUCUCUUUAUGCUGUGAUCAUGAGGGGAAGCUUGUGGCUUCAUCAUGCAAGGCCCAAUCAGCAUCAGUAGCAGAAAUAUGGCUAUGGCAAGUGGGUUCAUGGAAAGCAGUUGGUCGCCUGCAGUCUCAUAGCUUAACAGUGACACAGAUGGAAUUCUCUCAUGAUAACAGUAUGCUUUUGGCUGUCUCAAGAGAUCGUCAAUUCUCCAUUUUCACAAUCCAAAGAACAGGAGUGGAUGAGGUUGGUUAUCAGCUUCUAGCAAGGCAGGAGGCGCACAAAAGGAUUAUAUGGUCAUGUUCUUGGAAUCCAUUUGGUCAUGAAUUUGCAACUGGUUCCAGGGACAAGACAGUGAAGAUCUGGGCCGUAGAGAGAGAAUCUUCAAUAAAACAAUUGAUGACUUUGCCACAAUUCAAAAGCAGUGUCACUGCCUUGUCUUGGGUUGGUAUUGAUCGUCAAAGAAACCUCGGGUUACUAGCAGUUGGAAUGGAAGAUGGACUCAUUGAACUUUGGAGUCUUACUACCAGAAGAUCUGAGGAUGCAGGGCCAGGGGUAGCUGCUACACUUUCCAUACGGCUUGAUCCAUACAUGUGCCAUGUAUCUUCUGUGAACCGUAUGUCUUGGAGAAACCACGAAAUGAGUGAAGAUUCCACGAGUUUGCAACUAGCUUCUUGUGGAGCUGAUCAUUGUGUGAGAGUGUUCGAGGUGAUUGUCAAUUAAUCACAUAAACGAAUCUGUAUAAUCUAUAGACAAUUUUGUAAUGCAUUGAUUAAUUUGUAGCUUGUUCCAAUCUUAUGACUCAUGACAACCUCUUUUUUAGAAUCAACAUGACAAAUAUCUACUUGAGAUAUUACUUCCGUGA
This is a messenger RNA of Hevea brasiliensis (rubber tree), 2837 nucleotides long. Its product is annotated as elongator complex protein 2. Gene Ontology annotation, molecular function: protein binding. The record is from RefSeq and is a predicted model, not a curated record. Gene Ontology annotation, biological process: tRNA wobble uridine modification. Bases 161 to 2695 code for a protein of 844 amino acids. The transcript is spliced from 10 exons. Lineage: Eukaryota; Viridiplantae; Streptophyta; Magnoliopsida; Malpighiales; Euphorbiaceae. Gene Ontology annotation, cellular component: elongator holoenzyme complex.